GACAAACAGUCCACCAAGUUGACGAACGAAUUGCGUGCCUGACGAUCGCGUUCCUGUCCAGAGCAGUAGUCUCAUGCUGAGGAUAGCAUUAUUAUCUUGCACUCAGUGUCUCGAUACAUGCAAUUGCAGACACAUGUAAGCCCUCUGAUUUCUACAUGUUGACCAAGACACGUCGUCAGGCUGUUGAUACUACGCCGUCUAUAAUUGUGUGCAUUUCGCUAUUUCGGCGAUAAGCAAAGUCCGGACUAGUCGAUGUGUGGACUUCUAUGACGCCAAAAUCUCACUGAUGGCCGUGGCGUUCGAUGAGUCUGAUUAUUCCCGAGGUCGCACCUCACCUCGCGUCAUUGAGUUGUCCGUGGGUGAGUGAGUCCAUGACAAUGAAGCGGGGAUAAAGUGGCGUUAAGACAGCCGCCCCGUAGAUAGCUUUAAAGCCGGACGAGACCGCACACCGUAAAACGCGCCGUUAUGGUAGCUGCAGACUGCGUUUGGUAUUAAUCUCAAGUUGAAUGCAAGUCUUGUUCUUGACAGUAUUUAGAUUAGCUGGAACACUUGCAAUCUAUCGAAACUAAGCCCAACAAGACGGUUGUACGUCGAGUCCAACACGCAUCUUACCGCCUCUGAAUCACCAUGUCGUCAGCAAAGGGUCUCGCUCUUGUCACCGGCGCCAACGGCUUCAUCGGAGCCCGCACCGUCGAGGCGUUCCUCCUUGCCGGCUACUCCGUGCGCGCCGCCGUCCGGUCCAUAAACUCGGCAUCGGGCCUCCUCGGAGCACUUCCUUCGUAUGCCGCAUCCGGUCAGCUCUCCACAGCCAUCGUCCCCGACAUCACCGCGCCGGGUGCGUUCGACGAAGCGGUCAAGGGCGUGACCGCAAUCGCCCACCUCGCAAGCCCGGUCGACUUCUCCAACACGAAUGCCGAAGAGGUCCUGGGCACGGCCCUCAAAGGCACCCUUGGCAUCCUGGGCUCGGCCGUCAAAGAGUCGGGGCUGAAGUCGUUCGUCUUCAUGUCCUCCAUCGUCGCCGUCAGGGGCUCCGACCCGCGGUUCGAGGGCCGUGUCUUCACGGAGGAGGACUGGAACGACGACGCGGAAGAGACCCUUCGCAAGGCGGGGCAAGACGCGACCGGCCACCAGAUCUACAUCGCGAGCAAAGUCGUGGCCGAGCGCGCCUUCUGGGACUUCCGGGAGCGGAACCGAGCCCGCGUAGGCUUCGGCAUGACGGCGAUCAACCCGGUCUGGGUCGCGGGCCCGCCCUUGAUCCUGCCCGAGGACCCCAAUAAACUAAGCGAUACCGCCGUCGUCGCGUACCGCGUCAUGAAGGGCGACGAGGUGCCGCCGGUGGGGCCGGGGAACGGGACGCACGUCGACGCCCGCGACGUCGGCCGGCUCGUCGUGUUUGCGGCCGACAGGCCGGACGCCGCGGACGGGCAGCGCUUCAUCGCGGGCGGCAAUGGGAACUUUGCCAACAUUCAGGCCUACUGCGAUGUUCUACGGAAGGCCUACCCCGGGAGGAGAGACAUCAUCAGGGAGGGUGAGCCCGGCCGGGGCUACCGGGCGGACUACAGCGAGCCUCCAGAGGCGAGGGGAGUCGAUGCGAGCAAAGCGGUGAAGGCCACGGGGCAGGGUUGGAUUUCGUUCGAGAAAAUGCUUUUGGAUGCAGCAAAGUCUUAUGAGAGAUAUUUCUGAGUACGCCGGCUAGCGAGCUCGAAUCGUCGCAGUAGAAGUUCUUAUCUUGGACGAACGCAUGCUCACGUCUUAGUGCUAGCACCCCUAGAU
Molecule: messenger RNA, 1773 nt
Organism: Colletotrichum destructivum
Lineage: Eukaryota; Fungi; Ascomycota; Sordariomycetes; Glomerellales; Glomerellaceae
Product: Putative NAD-dependent epimerase/dehydratase, NAD(P)-binding domain superfamily
Exons: 1
Coding region: 628-1683 (351 amino acids)
Molecular function (GO): oxidoreductase activity, acting on the CH-OH group of donors, NAD or NADP as acceptor
Source: RefSeq, a predicted model, not a curated record